Molecule: messenger RNA, 9201 nt
Organism: Ixodes scapularis (black-legged tick)
Lineage: Eukaryota; Metazoa; Arthropoda; Arachnida; Ixodida; Ixodidae
Product: centrosome-associated protein CEP250
Exons: 19
Coding region: 175-8742 (2855 amino acids)
Biological process (GO): mitotic cell cycle; regulation of G2/M transition of mitotic cell cycle; metaphase chromosome alignment
Cellular component (GO): spindle pole; nucleus; chromosome, centromeric region
Molecular function (GO): dynein complex binding; microtubule binding
Source: RefSeq, a predicted model, not a curated record
GGGGGCGUCAGCGGCGUUGUAACCGUCUUUUGUUUUGAACUGAAACGUUGAGAGCAGAGGAAGGGAACGGUAUUUCGUCCACGCAUUUUAGGGUCAUUAGUUUCUACCCCUUCUUCUUUUUUCUUUCCUCGUCUGGGAUGCAAGCCUGAACCCCUCCCGCGUUGCAGAAAGAGCAUGAGCUGGGCGGAGGGCGAGUGGAAGGUGGGCCUCCCUGGGGGGGCCCUGCUCAAGAUCGACUCACUCGAGCAGCAGCUGGACCGGAUGCAGAAGGAGCGGCAGCAGCGCCAGAUGCAGCUGGACACCCUGCAGCAGACUCUGGACAAGCAGAGGCGCAAGCAGGAGGAGGAGAAGGCAUCGACCGUGCAGCUGGAGCGGGAGCGGCAGAACCUGCUGUCGCAGCUGGAGGAGUACGAACGUCGCCAGGCCAAGCUGCAGCAGGAGCUGGCUGCCAAGGAGUCCCAGCUCAGCUCGCUGGAGGUCAAGGCGGCCCAGGCCGGGACCCAGAGCGACCUCCCAGUGGCCCCGUGUACACCGACCUCGCGCAGGUUCCAGAGCUUCAGCUCCUCUUUGGACGAUGCGCCUGGCGUGCCACUUGUACAGCAGCUCCAGGGCAGAGUUCGGGAGCUCGAGGCACAGCUCAGAGUUUCAGAGAGUCGUCCGUCCAUCCCGCCGGGCACGCCGCAGAGAGGGCAAGGCGCCGACCGCGAGAACCACGCCAUGGACCGCCUCAGGGUGGAGAACGCCCAGCUGACGGGAAAGGUGUCGGAGCUGGAGCAGAAGGGGCGGCAGCUGAGCCAGCAGCUGGAGUGCCAGCUGCACAACAGCGAGGCCGCCCGCGGGGCCCUGGAGCAGCGCUCGCGCCAGAGGGAGGCCGAGCUCAAGGAGGAACUGCGCAUGCAGGCACAGGAGAGCGGCCGGCUGCUCAAGGAGCUGGGGGAGAGCCAGAGUCGCCUGCAGCAGGAGCUUGCCUGCAGCCAGAAGGAGCUGGGCGUGGUCAAGGCGCAGCUGGAGCGCAGCCAGGCCCACGCCCUGUCCCAGGACCGAACUGUGGGGGAGCUACGGCAGCAGGUGUCGUCCCUGGAGCAGCAGGAGCGGCAGCGCUCCGACCAGGUGGCCGAGGCCCACAGGAGCCUGAAGCAGCAGGAGCAGGCGCACCGGGCCCUGGAGGCCAGGUGCGAGACCUUGGCGGCCCAGGGGCGGGAAGCGGUCUCUGCCCUGGAGGCGUCAACCAGGGACCUGAGGGCCCGGGAGGCGGAGCUCCGCAGGUGCUCGACCGAGCUGGAGCAGCGGGAGCGAGACCUGGUGCAGCUCCAGGGACAGCUGGCCAACAGCCAGAGCCAAGCGUGUUCCCUCGAGCAGCAGAAGCAGAACAUGGAGCGAGAGCUCGCCCGCAGCCGGUCGGACCUGCAGAGAGAGACUGCCCACUCCAAGGAUGUCUCUAUGCAGCUGGAUGGCUUGCAGAAGAAGCUGGAAGAGCAAAGGAGGGCUGCGGAUUGUCAAAACGCCGCCGCGGAGCAGCUGCGGUCCGAGCUCGCCAAGGCGCGGCGAGAGUCCUCCGACGCCUUGUCCAAGAUCCAGGCGCUGGAGGAGGCGGCGCAGCAAAGCUCGGAGUCUGCACGCCAAUUCCUCGAGAAGGCGGUGCAGCUGGAUCGCAAGCUCGAAGAGGCGCAUAAUAACGGCGAAGUGUCCCGAAUCAGGGGUGAGGCGCUCGCAAAAUCUCUGGAGGAGAAAGAGGCCGACCGGGUGUCUUUGCUGAACUCGAAGAAAGAGUUGGAGCGGCAGCUGACGGACGCGACCGAACGUGCGGAGCGCCUCGCUUCGGACCUUGCCAGGGAGCGACGCGAGGCCGCCGAGGCGGCGGAGGUCGUCGCCGAGAGCCGGGAGGCCGCGGCCAGGUUGGCGAAGCUGAGGGAGGAACUGGACGUCGCCACCCAUUUACGGACGAAGGCCGAGGAGGCCCUGGAGCGGCUCGAGCGGGAGAAGGUGGAAGCGACCUCUCUGCGGGAGCUGUGCGAAGAGGAGUACGAGGGCCUGAGGGGGAUGCUGGGGGCUGCAGAGGCGAAGCUGGCGAGCAGCGAGGAGCGGGUGCGGAGCCUGGAAGGCUCUGUCUCGGAGGGCAGGACGGAGCGGGAGGCACUGGUGGGGACGCUGCUGGAGCGGGAGUCUGCCCUCUGGGAGCUGCAGGAGCGGGCGACUGCUCUGGAGGCCGAACUGGCGGAGGCGAGGCGGGCCCUGGCCGAGACUGACGCCCGGCUACGGGCCGGCGAGGACGAGGCUCGGGACCGGGAAGUCCGUCUGUCGAAGGCGGAAGCGGAGCUGCGGGAGGUUGCGGAGAAGGCGCUGAACCUGGAGCAGACUCGCGACGAUCUUCGGUGCCUGCUGGGGGAGAGAGACUCUGAGAUUGCCGCUCUGAGGGAGGCUCUCUCGCUGAAGGACGCGGCCAUCGAGGCACUGGAGGCUCGGGUGGCCGGUGUUUCGGGAAUGGAAGCGGAGCUCCGAAGACUGCGUGAGGAAAAACAGGACCUGGAGGGGCAACUUUUACAGCUUGUCUCUGACAACGCACUUGUCGUGGAGGAGCUGAACGGGCGGCUGUCGGAGAAAGUCCUGGAGCACAAUCGAGUAGCCGGAGAGCUGGAGGAAGCGGCAGCUUCUCUGCACAACCUACGACGAGACAAAGAAGACCUCCUCGCCGCGCAGCACGUUGCCGAAGGGGAGCUGGCCGCCCUGCAACGUGUCGCUGCCGACGCGGAAGCGGCACGCGACGCCCUUGCGGCCGACGCAGAGGAGAAGCGCGCCGCUGUCGACGCGCUCGAGGCCGAGGCUGAAGAUCUGAAGCAGAAGGUGCGCGAGCUGCUCAACAGGACCAAUGAGCUCUCGGCCGUAGAGGUUCGGGCGACGGAGCUGGAGGGCGAUCUGGCCGCGAGAGACGCCCAGCUGGAGGCACGGACAGCUGAGGCGGAGGAGCUGCGCCGCGUGGUGGCCACCCUCCUGCCCAGGGAUAAAGAGGCUGAGGAGCUGUGCCACUCCCUCUGCCAACGAAACGGGGAACUCGACGCGGCGCUCCUCGAAAACGCGGAUCUGCGAGCUCGGCUCCAGGAGCAGGAACGGGAGGCCGGGGAACAGCUGCAGGACGCGCUCGUGCGGUGCCUGGCCUGUGAGGAACAGAAUGCGGGCCUACGAGAGGCCCUGGCCCUGGAGGAAGCACGACUGGCCGCUGGCGAGGAGGCGCUGGCUGCCGCCAAGAGCAACUGGGAAGCCGAAGCUGUGGAGCGGCGCGAGCUGGAGCACACACUUGUAAAUCGGAAUGGGGAGCUCGACGAGAAGCUUCUGGAGCUCGCUGCGGCCCAAGAGCAACUGGCGUCCGCUUCCGCUCGCCUCUCAGAGCAGGAGGAGCAGCUGAGGACUGCCGAGCGGUGCCUCUCGCAGAAGUCCGGCCAGCUGGACGAGCUUCGAGAGCAGUGCGAAGCCACGGCGGAGGAGCUGAGCGCGGCCCGGCGCGAGCUGCAGGAGGCGAGGACGGUCGAGGCGGACCUCGGCAGGCAGCUGGAAGAGCGCGACCUCUCGCUGGCGGAGUUGCGGGAGGAGGUGGCCCGCCUGUGCCACGUUGAAGCCCUCUCCGCAGAGCUCCUGCUCAAGCUGGCCGCGGUGGAACGAGAGUGUGCCGACCUAGAACACCUGAGGCACGAGCUCGUGGAGCGCAAUGCGGAGCGGGACGAGCUGUACGUGUCGCUCCUGGGCUGCCGCGAGGAACUGCUGGACAAGGAGCACCGACUCCAAGUCGCGGCCGCCGAGAUCGCGGCGAGGGACGCGGCCCUGCGAACCCAGGUCGGGCGGCUUUCUCGACCGUCUGCCGGGGGCAGCGACGAGGAGAAGCCGUCGCGGGAGGGAGGAGACGCGGCGCCGGGCAUCGCCGCCGCGCUGCUGGAUGCACACUGCGCCACCCUGAGCUGCUUGGAGCACCGGACCGAGGCCCUGCGGAGCCUGCAGGCGCGACUGGAGCGGGAGAGCCUGGCAGAGGAGCCCCUCGGCGAGGCGGCGGAGGACCUGAGCGGGCGCGUGGCGGAGCUGGCGGCGGAGCGGGGGGCCCUGGAGCAGAGGCUGCGGGACGUGAAGAGGCUCGCUUCCGUGGCCCUGGACAAGAUGCGCGUCGACGUGGAGGCCCUGUCCGGGGUCGUCCGGGACGCCUGGGACAGUUCGGUGUCUAGCAAGUCUGACACGGUGCCCGAGAUGCGAGACGAGACGAUGGGAGACCAAGGUGUCGACGGCGGCCUGGACCCACUCGGCUCGCCGUGCCACCAGGCGGCGGGCAUGGGCGACUCGGACACGACGAACCUGUCUACUUGCGAACUGACACUGUCCUCUUCGGAGCGAAGUGGCAGCACCGAGGACCGCUUGGAGCACCGGCUGGCUCACGUGUGCCGCCUGCUGGGCACCCUGCGCCACUCGGUGCACGCGCUGCUGGAGCAGGUGCACCCGCCGGCGCUCGCCGACCCCGGGCUGCUGGCGUGCUACGCCGGCGAGAUUGAGCGGGAGCACGCCGCCCUCCACCGCUACUUGGUGUUGCUGCAGCAGAGGGUCUUCCGCAGGAGGCGCCAGUGCAGCACCGUCGACGUCAGGUCGGAGCUGCGCCUGGAGGGAGGCGACCUGAUCGAGGCGGCCGCCUCAAUUCGCGUCGCCUGCCGGCACACAGAGUCUGUCGAGGAUGAAGAGUCCUUUUUUUCCUUCGACGACGAGGCCCCCAGCUGCGCCACUCCGGAAGCGAGUCGCCGUCGCGAGUUAGAGGAGACUGUCGAGCAACAGAAGGCUGAAAAGCAGCGAGUCGGAUGCGGCCUCCUGGAGAUCUGGCACGGGCUCGACGGUCUGUUGCGGCACGUCGAGAUGGUUCGAGAGGACGAAGCGCGCGAAGAAGAGAGCGAGGAGGGACGGGCCAGGGUGAAGUGUCGCAAACUUUGUCGACGCCUGCAAGACUGGUUUUCGAGUUUCGACAGAUUCGUGGGGCUCGUUGGGAAAGUGCAGUCGCAGUUGGCCGGCGCGUUGGGCGGUGGGCCUUGUGCGCUGCCCGACACUUCGGCGCUCUCUUUUCUGGACGUCGGCCAUCUGGAGACCGUCCUGAACUCUGCCUUUUUGGAGGAGGAGAGGCUUGCCCGAGAGUGUGCGGCCCUUCGGGAAAGCCUGGCGCAGCGGGAAGCUGCGGAGAGGCGCGCUUUGGAAGAUUCGGCGUCCCUGAGAAGCGACUGUGCCAUGAGGGAGGAAGAGACGCGCUUGCUUCGCAGCCAGGUUGCUGCCCUCCAACAAGAUGCGACCAAGUUGGACGAGUGGCUGGUUGAGAAAGAGGCCCUGCUGAAGAAGAUCCACUCUCGCGACGAAACAGUUGACCUCCUCAAUCACGCUCUCGAAGAGGUGGAAGAGACGCUGCAAACGACGUGCAACGAGAAGGCGGAAUGCCAGAGAAAAUUGUCCGUUUUCGAAGAAGAGGUUCUGCAGCUCGGGAGCGCUCUCGAGCAGGCUCGAACGCAACUUUCCGAGAGGGUUGCGCUUCUCGAAGGUGAGCUCGCGGCAAGGGAGAUGCUGGUGGACGAGGCCCGGAGCACCGCACAAGUCCUGGAGGAAGAGCGGGGCACGCUGGCUGCGAGCCUGGAGCAGCGCGAGGAGAGUUUGGCAGAAGCAAAGGCCAACGAAGGCCUGCUGCGAGAGAGAGUGGCGAGCCUGACCGAGACGGUUUCGGCUUUGCAGGCCGACCUGGCUGUGGAGCUCUCUUCCCAGGACGCCCUGCGAGGUCGUCUGCUGGCCGGACAGGAAGAGCUGGCCCGCUGCCUCAGAGAUCUGGAGGUGCUUCGAGAAGAGAAGCGAGAGUUUGAUCGGCGACAAGACGAGGGCAGCUCUGAACUGGCGAAGCUGCAGAACGUCUUUGCGCAGAUACAGGAGGAACACGGAAGCCAGAUCCAGCAGCUUUUUGAAGAAAAGAACGGCCUGUUUGUUGAGGUGACUGAGCUGCGAGAAAAGUGUUCGCAGCUGAUGGCGGAGAAAGAACGCCUCGAGGAAGAAAAGCGGGCGGUGCUGAAACAGGCGGAAGAACAGGAGCAGGAGCUGCUGAGUACGGACUCACUCCACAAAGAGAAUGGGGUCCUGCGAGCAGAAGUGGACAAACUCACCGUCAAGGCCGAAGAAGCCAAGGAGUUGCAGGUGCGUGUCGACGCUCUGGAAGAAGAGAGAGGGCUUCUAGAGAAGAGGGUGGAGCUGCUGGGCUCGUUAGAGAACUGCGUGGAGCAACUGCAGGCGAGGUUGGGCACCGCAGAACGGCAGCGCACGAUCCUGGAGGAACAGCUUCGGCAACUCUCGGCAGCGGUACAAGAGCUCACGGCUCUCAGGCAGCACGUGUCGUUCCUCGAGGAAGAGUCGCUGGACGUCAAGUCACAGCUGGAAGAGGCCCAACGACGGGCGGGUGAGCUGCCCGAGCUGGAGCAUAGGCUCGGCUCCUUGGAGACCGCCAACGCGGAGCUGAGCGCACAAGUGGAGACGCUGGAGGACCGCAACAGAAGCCAGGCGUGCGAGCUGGAGCACCUGACACACCAACUGGAGUGCCUCCAGGCAUCCGCCGAAGAGUCGAGCGGGGCCCUGCAGGCGCUCAGGGACCGGCUUGCCGACCAAGAAGCGGAGGCGGCAGCCCUCGUGGCCCAGGCAGAGCGACGGGCCACUGAGCUUCGGGAAUACGAGGACCAACUGAGGAAGGCGGAAGACCGGAUUCGCGAGCUUUCAUCUUGCAAGUCGACUCUCGAAAGUAGACUCGCUGGCGAGGAGGCACAGAGGAUGGCACUCCUCUCCCAGGUCGAGGAGCGCACCUUGGAAUGCGAGGAGUACCGGACGCAGGCGUGGGCCAUGAAAGGUGAAAUUUCCGAGCUUACGUCCCUACAGUCGUCUCUCCAAGGCAAGCUCGCCCACGAGGAGGCGAAGACGGGAGAACUCGCCGCCACCCUGGCAGAACUCGAGCUUGCCUGUCAGGAACACCAGAGUCGACUGCGGGCUGCGGAAGACAUGAGCGAUGCGCUGUCGUCUUCGAAGUCUGUUGUGGAAGGCAAGCUCUCCGAGGCGAGGUCCGAAAUUCUGGAGCUGGAAGAGAGGUGCCGGCACUUGGAAGGAGACAACCGUCACCUGAAAUCGGCGGUUGAAGAGAGGAGUGCUGAAAUGGAGAAGCUCCAAGGCGACCUUGAUGGCGCUCGGCAAGAGCUGCAAGACAAUGGCCGGCUCCACGUUGCGGAGGUGGAAAAGCUGACGGCGUUGCGGAGUUCCCUCGAGAGGGAGCUUGCUCAAGCGGUUGGCGACGCGGAGGCACUGGGUCGGAGGUGCGAAAGCCUCGAGAGCUCUGGGGAGGCCCUGGUGCGGGAGGUGGACAUACGCUCCAUCAAAGUACAGCAGCUGGAGUGCUCGCUCGCUGCCCUGGAGCAGCGGCAGCGCGUCGAGAGGGAAGGGCAGGAGGCCGAAGUGGCUCGGGUGUCGUUGCUGAAACUUGAGCUGGACGAGAGACUGCGGCUAAAGGAGGUCGAUCUGGCAGACGCGCAGGCGAGGCUGCGGGAGCUGGAGGCAACGAUUUCGGAGCUGCAAGCCAAACUAUCCGCGUCCGAGUCCCAGUGCGACGAGCUGGAAAGCAAGUCAAGCGCAGCUCUGGCCACAGCGAGGCGAGAGGAGCACAACCGGCGCAACCUGAAUGCGGAGGCAGAGCAACUGCGCACCAAGCUGACCCAGGCGGAGGCUGAGCUGGCACAGCUGAGGGAUUCCUCCAGGACCCAGGGGGAGGCCGCGCUGGAGCGCCUGCGCCAGGAGCUCUCCUCGAGCAAGGAGAGCGAGCUGAAGGCAUGGAGCCGCGUGACGGCCCUGGUCAAGGAGCUGCAGCACACCAAGGAAAGCGUGGCCUGGCUGCGCUCGCGCAUGCGCGUCUACAAGCAGCGCAUCUCGGACCUUGGCAAAGCGGAGCCCCCCAGCUCGGAGGGCAAGGAGGGUGCCACUUCCCCGGUCAGGGACGCUCGCAAGACGGCGCAUCCCUCCCCGGCGGCGGCAGCGCCGUCCCCCGUGGUGACGCGCCUCAGCCUGCGGUCCCAGAGCCCCAGCAAGGCCCGGCUGUGCCUGACGGUGUCGGCAGUGCGCCAGUCGCCUGCGAGCUCCGCUGUCGGCGCUGCCAAGGUGCCAUGGCAGCGGCAGGUUCCCCCUGGCCAGCCAACGAGCGCCACCAAAAGGUCUUUGUUUGCUGACGUACCGGCAAGCGUCCGAGCAAGGACAGCGGUGGGGGUGAACCCUCCGGGCGGGAAGGAGCCUGAGGAUACGUCCCGGGCGCUGGCCGGAGUGGCGACCAGGAACCGGAGGCAGCCGGCUGCACAGGGGCCGACGAGCGGCAAGCAGCACGGCAGGCCGACCGGAGCAGAGUCCCCGCCCGUGGCCGGCAGGGACAAGGAGAAUGAGGUGGGGCCCAAGCGCAAGAGCCCGGAGGCCGGCCUGCGCCCCCGCACCAGGAGGUUGAGGCAGCAGCUGGAGGCCCCGGGGACGCCUCUGGGGAGGGACUCUGCCAACCUUCCUGCAAGUGGAGAUACCACGCGGACCUCCGGCAAGAGGGCCGCCGGCGCGUCCCCAGUGGUGCCCCCCAGGGCUCCGGCGCGAGUGCUCCCCUCCAGGGGCGGCGUGACCACGCGAGCACGCCGGGCGGCUGCCUCAGAGUCCCACGGCGAGGACCCUGAAGACUGCAAAGUGCAGUAGCGGGCGCCUCUGGGGCCUCGCUGCCCUCGACCGCCGAGCCGGCUGGGGAGCGGGAGCGGUGUUCGUGUCGAACCGGAUCGGUCGCUCCCGCACCACGUUCCUGCUUCCGGCAUGUCUGUGAGAGCGCUGCGUCCUCCGGGAGGGCUCUAAGAAAAAAGCACAUUUUAUGUUUUUAAAUAUAAUUACCUACUCUUUAAUUUAAUAAUAUCGUUAAUACCCGCUAGGCCAUUAGAAUGAUUAAUUGCUUUACGGGUACUAUUUUUUUUUUUUUCUCAUUGGGCAAACACCAGGGCUGGAGACCGAGUUUGGGCAACUCGGUGUCCAGCUCUGGUGCAUUUUUAUACUGUCGAGUCGAGUAUUUUACAUUAUGGUUCGCGUUAAACAAUCAUCACUGUAUUAUUUUGGUGAAUGUAUCGAGUGUACUUUUGGACCAAUUCAAUAAACUUGUAGUGUCUCGAC